GAACUACGCGUCUACGCGAGCCAGUUAAUAUGGGAUAUUUGCGGCAGCGCGUAUGUCGGAGCGUGAAAUGGCCACUCUCGCUCUGCCUCUGAACUGUCAUGCGUGUUUCCUUUCCGCUCCAACUUCUCCCCAAUUCCCAAAACCUAAUUUCAGUUCCCUCCAUGUCAAAACCAAUCAACGACACACAUGGGGCAUCUCGAUAUCGUUCGAAACCCCGAAUCGUUGCGGCCCUGUUGUUUAUGGAUUGGAGAAAGACUCAAACCCAAAAACUACCCAAGAUAGCGAGGCGAACAAUUUAGGAGUUAAAGCUGCGCUAUCAAUGCUGAGAUUCUACAAAAGGGAAAUUUCACCAAUCUUGCCAAAGAGCUGUCGAUACAUUCCAACUUGCAGUGAGUACUCCAUGGAAGCUUAUAAGAAAUAUGGAGUUGUGAAGGGUACAGUAUUGACAGCAUGGCGAAUAUGUCGUUGCAAUCCCCUUGGUGGGUCUGGAUAUGAUCCUCCUAGAUGGUUUGGUGAAGCUAAGCCACUCGAGGAUGUCGAUGAUUGAUCUCAGAUUGAUAACAUAACCUUGCAAGCAAGAAAGGAAGACAGAAUCCAUACUCAGUUGACAAUAAAUUGAUCGCUUAUGUUGAGAAGAGAGAAUCUUUUUUGCGACCUUGAGGAAAUAACGAAAAAUUUCUUCUUGUUGGGGGAAAACACUUUCUCAUCCUUCAAAAAGUAAAACAAUUAGAAAUUAACUUAUCACCUCCUUAUCAUCGGUAAGCUUUGGAUGGCUUAAUGUGAAAUUGUAGUCAUCUGUCUUCCUUUCUAUUCUUUUCUUUUGUUA
Molecule: messenger RNA, 826 nt
Organism: Neltuma alba
Lineage: Eukaryota; Viridiplantae; Streptophyta; Magnoliopsida; Fabales; Fabaceae
Product: UPF0161 protein At3g09310
Exons: 5
Coding region: 53-547 (164 amino acids)
Source: RefSeq, a predicted model, not a curated record